Molecule: messenger RNA, 1434 nt
Organism: Humulus lupulus (European hop)
Lineage: Eukaryota; Viridiplantae; Streptophyta; Magnoliopsida; Rosales; Cannabaceae
Product: protein FAR1-RELATED SEQUENCE 5-like
Exons: 3
Coding region: 1-1434 (477 amino acids)
Source: RefSeq, a predicted model, not a curated record
AUGACUAGUUACGAAAAUGGUUUGGAAGCUGAACAAGAAGAUACAAAAUCCUUAUCUUCUGAACAUGAAGUAGACCUUGCUGGGGGAACACGUUUGGAAGAGACAAAUGAUGAAGAUGUACCAGAAGACAAUGUUGAAUGUGGCAUUACUGAAGAAUGGACCGAACCUGAUAUUGCGCAAUGGAGGAGCUUGUUUCAAUUUUUGGAUAUUGACAAAGAACCAGAACAUAUUCAGUUCUCGGACUUCGAAGGGAAGGAGUUUGUAAGUAUUGAACAAGCACAAUCUUUUUAUUUUUUGUAUGCAAAAAUGAUGGGGUUUAGUGUUAGAAAAAAACUGAAGAGGGAGGACAAAAAAGGUAUUUUACACAUUAGAAGUUGGGUGUGUUCAAACGAAGAUUUUAGAGAACAAAAAUAUUGUAAUCUUGAUAAUAGGUGUAAAGAAGCUCGUGCUCUAACAAGAAUAGGUUGUAAUGCAGAGUUUAGAAUAAAUUUAAAUAGGGAAACUAACCACUGGAUUACUAAGUGUUUUAAUAACCACCACAACCAUAAGUUUGCCUUCUUUCGUGAAAAACCAUUUCUUAGAUUUCAUAGAAUAUUUAGGGAUGAGAUGAGGGAACAAGUUAUGUCAAUGAAGAGAGCCGGAAUUAAGACAUCCCAAAUUUGGAAUUACAUGGUAGAAGUUCAUGAUGGUUGGGAAAAUGUGGGAUGUAUCAAAGAUGACUUGUACAAGGGAAUCUGUAAAAAAUAUUCAACUUGGCAUGAUUGUGACACGUCCACAGCAAUGGGUUAUCUCGAAGCAAAAAAAGGGCUGGACAACAUGUUUUUCUACAAGUAUGAUGUAGAUAAAGAAAAUAGAUUGAAAAAUUUAUUCUGGUCUGAUGGGACUUCCCAGGUUGAUUACCAAUUAUUUGGUGAUUGUUUGGCUUUUGAUUCUACUUACAAAACCAAUAGGUACGGAAAGCCAUUAGUAAAACUACUUGGGUCUAAUAAUCAUGACAAAACAUGUGUGUUUGGAGCUGCACUUCUUGAUAAUGAGACUUUGACCACAUAUGAUUGGGUAUUGGAAAUAUUUUUAGAGUGCAUGGGUGGUAAGAUGCCGUCAGCAGUUUUGACGGACGGUUGCAAAGCAAUGAACAAAGCACUGGAUAAUAUUAUGCUUGGUGUUCCACAUCGUAUUUUCUCGUGGCACAUACUAAAAAAUGCAAUGCACCAUGUACACAAUAUAACAUUCCAUCAAGAAUUGAAGAAAUUUAUUUUCAGGUAUUACAAGGAGGAAGAAUGGGAGGAUAAUUGGAAAGUGACUGUGAAUAAAUAUAGAUUGACAGGAAAUGCAUGGGUGGAAGCACAAUAUGGCACAAGAAAGCAGUGGCAGAUAUUUUUCUGCGUGGUAUUUAUUUUGGUGGAGCUACUGCUACCGGUAGAUGCGAAUCUAUGA